Messenger RNA from Echinostoma caproni, 651 nucleotides. NCBI's taxonomy places the organism in Eukaryota, Metazoa, Platyhelminthes, Trematoda, Plagiorchiida, Echinostomatidae. The record is from the annotation of a GenBank genome assembly.
AUCGUCGCAACUGUUGGUUGUAACCACCGAGUAUGGCUAAAACUGGUGCUCGUGCAUCCUUGUAACCUUAAUCCAUAUGAAUUCACUAUUUUCAUUUUGGCUCUCAGCAUUCCAAUCCUCCUGCUCCUUUAUCCAAAUAGGCAUACAACAACCAAAACCGGCACACGGGAUUGCAUGGAUUUCACUGAUCUCACAUCGUUAACGACUUUUGGAUUCCGGGGUGAGGCACUGGCCAGUCUAAGUCACGUUUCGUUACUGACUGUGACCACACGUACGGCCGAGCAGAACUGUGCCUAUCGAUUGACCUACCGAAAUGGUAAUCCGGUCGGGAACGCGGCACCCUGUGCUGGGAAUACUGGGACCACAAUUUUGGCUGAGGACCUGUUCUAUAACACCCCAAUCCGACGUGCUGCAUUGCGUAGUCCACGCGAGGAGUUUGCUCGGGUGGCCGAGGUAGUGGCACACGGGAACGUUCACAAAAAGACCAAUAAUAGGAACAAGGGGCAUUCACGGUUACAAUUUUUUGGUCGAGGAGUAAUGAUCGAUUUCAGCACCACGGAUCUCGGCGACGCGAGGAACCAAGGUGGGCGGACAAACCGGGGACAGUCGGGAAUCGUUGUCACGCCGUCGAAUACAAUCAGAACAAGAUGA